Molecule: messenger RNA, 228 nt
Organism: Closterium sp. NIES-65
Lineage: Eukaryota; Viridiplantae; Streptophyta; Zygnematophyceae; Desmidiales; Closteriaceae
Source: the annotation of a GenBank genome assembly
AUGGACAACCGGGUGUCGGACCAUCGCACCAAGAUCAACUAUGACCUCGGCUCGUUCCUCAAUGGCGAUAUUGACAACGCCAUCCAGGUGAGGACGGACAAUGCCAUCCAGGUGAGGACGGACAAUGCCAUCCAGGUGAGGACAGUCGAUGCCAUCCAGUCCAUGGUGGCGAUGGAGCAGAAGGAGAUGCUGGAGGAGCUGGCAGCGUCCGUGCAAACCACAGUUUGA